AUGAAAGUGGGGACCAUGUCAGAGGGGGACCGGCCCAGAAGUGGCCUGAGCCAAGCCAGCAGCACAGCUACCAUCACUUCUGUCUCCAUGGGAACGAAGCCCCAUGCAACCCGGCCUGUCCGGAAGGUACAUUCUUUUGGAAAGAGGGCAAAUUCCAUCAAGAGAGAUCCUAAUCAGCCUGUCAUCAUGCGGGGAUGGCUUUAUAAAAAGGACAGUUCUGGACUUAAACUGUGGAAACGGCGUUGGUUUGUCCUUUCAAAUUACUGUCUCUUCUAUUAUCGAGACAGCCGAGAAGAGAUGGUCUUGGGCAGCAUCCCUCUCCCUAGUUAUGAGAUUCGGACAGCGUUCUCCAAAGAAAAGAAGAACCGGCGCUUCGUGUUCAAGGCAGAACAUCCUGGCAUGAGAACAUAUUAUUUCAGCGCUGAGACUCAGUUGGACAUGAAUAGCUGGAUCCGGGCCAUGAACCAAUCAGCUGUUGCUGAGUGUGACUAUGGAAACUACAAUCGGGGUCUCCACGACCAGUCUGGGUCUGCCCACGCCAGCUUUGAGGAAUGCACGCUGACGAAGGACGGCUUUGCCAAAAGUGCCGAAUCCCUAGAAAUUGCCCAUAUUUCGGAGACGCAGGAAGCUGAGGCCUUGUCGUCUGAGGCGGGUCAGGAAGAAUCUCCGUGCCCCAGGAGGGCGUCUUUGUCUUCCUCGUUCAAUGGGGGGUACCCCCAAGAAAUAAGAGAGCAACCAGAUUUAAGCUCCCUCUCUUCCCAGACGGACGGAUGCGCCUCGCCUCUCAUCCACACAAAGCUAUCCCCGCGGCCACGGUCCCCGCUGCCUCGCCGCUCUGGCAGCCCCUCACCCACCUCUUCCUUUCGGACCCUUCAGCCUUCCCCUCUGCUUUCCAUUCGCUCCUCGCGCUCCUACUCCCUCCCCUUGACCCCGGCCGAAUCUCCCCGGAUACCAGACGCUCAUUCUUCGCCCCCCAGGGCCCGCCGGAAGCCCCCACGAACCGCUGCCGCGCAGGCGGCGUCGUGCGAAGACCUCUCUGCUCACAGGACUCUCGUACGGCCCAACACACCCAUGGGGAGGGUUGAUAUCGCCCCCAGCGAGGGCCUUCCCCACAACCCUUAUGCCGUUACGUCGCCUGGCACCAGGGGGCACCCCCUCACACCUGCCGACCGGUACGAUGUCUUCCCUUCCAUUGAAGAUCCGUAUUGCCGGCGCUACACUCGAAGCCCUCAUCCCAGCAGAACCCGGCCUGUGGGUGAGGAAAGCCUAACGCCCUCCCUGGGGAGACCGCCACAGACCAGAUUUGCAGACCGCGGUUACAUCUCACCAUCCACCGGACCAUCUCGUACUUUGGUCAUGUCUCGGAUUCAUGGCCGAUUGAUCACCCCCCACUCUGCUUCAUCCAGUUACCUCCACCUGCCGCCCUUGCCUCCCACGCCCAACCGGCCCAACACUGGGAAAAGGACCACGUGCCGAAAUCUGGCGAGGAGUAUCCAUGGUGCUGGAGGGCAGCGAUUUGAAAGCGACACUGAUGCUCUCUUGACAAAACUGUGUGGCCAAGAUAAAGUGCUCCGUGGCCUGGAAGAGGAGAUAAACCAGUUCCGGACUGAAAAGGAACGGCUUGAAAAGGCCCUGGAGGUGACACGUCUGCAGCUUGAGGAGUUUAAAGGCCAGGACGCGACGGUGGAGAAAAUCUGUUGCCAGCGGCGGCAGCUGCAGGAUGAGUUGGUGCAAAUCCGAGCACGCCUGUGCGAUCUGGCGCUGGACAGUGACCGAGCUUGGGAAGAUUAUUCAGGCUUGGAAAGCGAGGUGCAGUUGCUGAAGGGAUCCUUGGAGCACAUCCGGAAUGUGGGUCACCCCCAGGACCAAGCAUCUGCUCAGCAAGAUUUGUGGAGGAUACAUGACAUCCUGGCCGGUCUGAGAGCCAGCCCAGCAAACUGCAUCACCACGGAAAGCAGAAGAGCAGGGGUGUCUCCAGUCUCAACUCCGACUCUGGAUCCUCAUCUGGGAAUGAACCAUAGCCCCAUGCUGCCCUGCCCUGGAGAAGAGAAGGAACCUGAAACUGCUCCUCCUCCAGGACCUUCCCUUUUCUACCACGAAGCCACGUCUAGCCACGUGGCCAUCAUUCAGGAGUCUGGCAGGACGGGGGGCCAAUUGGAAAUCAGGCAGCAGGACAAUCUCAGUGUGGGAGAACAACCUAAUCCAUCUUCUUCCAGCAGAGGGCAGCUGGGGGUAUCAUGGCAUUCUGAUGGGAUCCGGCGGUCUCCGGACGAUUCCCCCGGUGAGCCCCUGAAAACUGAGAAAAGGAGUCCUGUGCGGGAAGUGGAUGCUCCUAGUUCAGACCGUGGAAGCCGCAGCAACAUAUUCCGCGAAGAUAGCGGCCGCAGCAGAGCCAAGGUGGUCUCCCCCGAUACAACUGCCCCUCGUCGUCCCCGCAUGAGCGCCCAGGAACAGCUCGACAGGAUGCAACGGAACCAAGAAGCUCAAAGAAAAUCAGAAGCUGCCCAGAGCAACCCUUUGGGUCACUGGCAAGACUCUCUCAAGCGUGGGUCUAGCCGGCCCCUCCCUAAUACCCCCCCUGAGUCAUCACCCAAAGAGGGCGUUCAGACUGGGGGUACCAAGCCUCGAUACCCCCCAACCCCUGAGUGGGAGCGACAGAGAGUAAUCCAGCUUUCCUAUGCAUUGGCAGCAGAGGCUUCGCAGCGAGGGAAACACCUCACAGGAAGGACCAGUUCUCGCUCCUCCUUAGACAGUAUCCCCGGGUUGCGUGAUAGCCUGGACCAUCACCACCUCCCCAGUGACAGUAACUCUGAUGAACUCGAACUCAACAGUGCAGCAUCCAAGUACAACCCAACAACCCCUCAAAACCUAAGCUGUGGUGGUGACUCCAGAGCAACAAAUUACACACUGCCUUCAUCCCAGACAUCCAAUCACGUGUCAUGUGCCUCAGAAGCUUCCCAUUGGUCGUUACCUCCUCAAGAGGAGGCCAGUCAGGUGUCAUCCCGCCCCAAGGUUCCAAAGGCUACGUCGCACCAUCUAGAAUCGACCAACGAGCUGACUCUAAAGAGUCCACCUUGGGUGGCGCCACUGCCUCCAUCAGCCAAUCAGAACUUCUCUGUCUCCAGAACAGCCAAUUGGGACCCACCUCCGUUUUGGGACUGUGAGGUGUGGGCAUCUGAGCAGAGCCUUGUGGGUAAUCAGAGCCCAAGCAAUGGCCGGUGCCUUGGGUGGAGCGGUGAGAAUAAGCCCCGUCAGGUGGUGGCAUAUCUUCACGAGACUGCACACCCUAUCAAGGUCACGCUGGUGAAAUCCAGUUUCUAG
Euleptes europaea (tarantolino) is the source of this 3321-nucleotide messenger RNA. It is a transcript of the gene PLEKHA4, whose product is annotated as pleckstrin homology domain containing A4. The transcript is spliced from 22 exons. NCBI's taxonomy places the organism in Eukaryota, Metazoa, Chordata, Lepidosauria, Squamata, Sphaerodactylidae. Bases 1 to 3321 code for a protein of 1106 amino acids. The record is from RefSeq and is a predicted model, not a curated record.